This is a messenger RNA of Antechinus flavipes (yellow-footed antechinus), 1827 nucleotides long. RefSeq names its product disintegrin and metalloproteinase domain-containing protein 30-like. Gene Ontology annotation, cellular component: plasma membrane; external side of plasma membrane; sperm head plasma membrane. The record is from RefSeq and is a predicted model, not a curated record. Gene Ontology annotation, molecular function: metalloendopeptidase activity. The transcript has 2 exons. NCBI's taxonomy places the organism in Eukaryota, Metazoa, Chordata, Mammalia, Dasyuromorphia, Dasyuridae. Gene Ontology annotation, biological process: male gonad development; proteolysis. The coding region runs from base 1 to 1827 and encodes 608 amino acids.
AUGGAUGCUGUGCCCUCCCUGGGAGGUUCCCUCCUAUCACUCUGCUUGGUGACGCUCCUCCCUAGUUUGUCCUGCCUCAUUCAGGACUUCGUUUCCCUUCCAGACGGGGGCUUCUCCUCCUACGAAGUGAUCACCCCUCUGCAGCUAGGAACGCGCGGGGGGGACCCCGAGGUAGCCGGCGGGGUGUCCUACCUCCUGCGCGUGGAGGGCAAGAGGCACGUCGUUCAUUUGCGGGUCAAGAAGCUUCUGUCGUCUAGACACCUGCGGGUUUUCUCCUUCACAGAACGCGGAGCCAGACUGGAGGAUCAACCUCACAUCCCUGCAGACUGCAACUAUGAGGGUUUCGUGGAGGGCUCCCCGGACUCCCAGGCCAUCUUGAGCACCUGCUUUGGGGGACUUCGGGGGAUACUGAACAUGAAUGGAAGCAUUUACCAAGUGGAACCCCUGAAGGCCUCCACCAAAUUUGAACAUAUAUUAUAUCGCUUGACAGAAGAACGGAUGGCCAACCAGACCUGCGGCUUAACUGACGAAGAAAUAGCCCGCCAAUUAGCCCAGAGUCAGAGGCUGGAGGUGCUUAGCAAGACAGAUUUUUCUGAGUCCUAUGUACACCUAAAGUAUAUAGAAUUGAUGCUCGUGAUGGACCACGAUAGGUACUUGACUCGACACUCCAAUAUGACCCAGAUGAUAGCUGAUUGCCUCACCUUGUCAGUAAUAGCGGACGCAAACUUUAAUAACUUGAACGCUCACAUUCAUCUGAUAGCCAUUGAAAUAUGGACAGACAAGAAUAAAAUUGAUGAAAAUGGGGACAGGUUACUCCAAGUCUUACAAUUAUUUUCUUUCUAUAAAAAAUAUGUUCUUCAUCCUCGGAUCUCCAUGGAUUGGGCUCACUUAUUUGUGGGCAAGCAGUUUGGGGAUGCUGCGGGAUGGGCUUGGGUCUCUGGUGCUUGUCACUCAUUUACGGCAUCUUCAAUCAGCAGCCUGCCCUGGGAAACCCAUCUCGAUUACGCUUUGGGGUUUGUUCAUGAAAUGGGGCACGGCUUCGGCAUGGCCCACGAUUCAGAGUUCUGUGUUUGUGCAGCCAAAAGGUGCCUCAUGGACUCUUCCUUGGGAGGACGGACAUUCAGCAACUGUAGCUUUGAGAGUUAUUUUGAUUUUGUCACCAAGAGAGGACAAUGUCUGUAUAACGUUCCAGGCGUGGUAUACAGAGUAGAGAGAUGUGGCAACAAAGUGGUGGAGAAAGGAGAGGAUUGCGACUGUGGCUCCAAAGCAGAAUGUAGACAUGAUAAAUGUUGUUUGCCAACCUGCAAAUUUAAGCGAAGGGCCCAGUGUAUUUCUGGUCUUUGCUGUAAACACUGCCGUUUUCAUCCACCUGGAAAGCUAUGUAGACCCAAGAGAUCUGAGUGUGACCUUGAUGAGUUCUGCAAUGGUACCACCAAUCUCUGCCCAGAGGACUUCUAUAAACAAGAUGGUACCCCGUGUGGUUAUAACAAGUCUGGCCUUUGUUACCGAAAUAGUUGCCAUUCUCAUCUCCAGCAGUGCAGAAAGCUUUUUGGUCAUAGUGCUCUGAACGGUCCAGCUUGUUGCUAUGCACAGAUCAACCAAGGUGAUCGCUUUGGCAACUGUGGACUCCAGGACAUGGAAUAUAAACGAUGUAAACCUCAGGACAUAAUAAGUGUAGCCGUCGAGGAGUGUGUAAUAACCGGAGGAACUGCCACUGUGACUUUGGAUGGGCCCCUCCAUUCUGCACUGAGCCUGGAUAUGGAGGAAGCAUUGACAGUGGACCUCCCUCAAAAUGGGAGGGGAGAAAGAGUGUAUUCAGGCACCUAA